AUGGGAAGACAGCCCUCUAGGGCUGGGCUUCAGGGUCAGGGGAGCUCUGUUGGCCAGGCUCGGAACUGGACCUGGAGUGGCAGCCGCACUCCCCACCUGAGGACCCCAGGAUCAUGUCCGAGGCCCCCUGGCGGGAGUGAGGGAGGGCCUGAUCCUGAGAGGCCCAUGGGGCCUCCCAAGCCCGCGCUCUGGGCGCUCCUGCUGGUGCUUUUGGGGGCCGCUCUGGGCCGGGCCGGGAUCGGCGCCUGCAGCGUCCCUGACGUGCUUCACCACUACCGCGCGGUUAUCUUCGAGGACCUGCAGGCCGCGGUGAGGUGGACCAGGCCAAGGGUCGAAGGGGCUGGACCGGGCUCCAGACACCUCCAUUUCAUUCAGAAAAACCUGACUGGAGACGCCGUCUCCCGACGGCGGGGCCGGGUGGGAGUCUCAUGUGGCGCCCAGAAGGAGCACAGUAUCCUACUGUCCAUCGUGGCCCUGGGUCGGACCCUACGUGGGGCGGUGGCUGGGGGCCGCCGCGGGGCUCUGGAGAAGGCUGCGUGGACUGUGGCGGUGCGCACUGAGGCGGUGAUGCGACGCCACUGCCGGAAGCUGCGCCAGCGGAGCUGGCGGCCGGAGACGCGCCCUUCCCGGCGUCCAGGCGGCCGGAGGCGGCUCCUGCUGCGCGCCCUGGACGCCGUCGCCACCUGCUGGGAGAAGCUGUUCGCGCUGCGCGCCGCGGCCACCGACGGCUCCUGGGGCUCCUAG
Rangifer tarandus platyrhynchus (Svalbard reindeer) is the source of this 744-nucleotide messenger RNA. Lineage: Eukaryota; Metazoa; Chordata; Mammalia; Artiodactyla; Cervidae. The record is from the annotation of a GenBank genome assembly.